CACUGUUGCUGCGGGUUCAAGGAGAAGAGCACCAAUACUGAAGGCUUGCUAAAACGAAGAAACAUCUUUCUCUAUCUCCCCUUAAACCGGGAGCAAUCGGUUCUCUUCUCUUCUUUUUUUUUAACGCUUUCGCCACAACUUCCAAAUACGUGAUGACCACCACGGUGCCUCGGACGUGCCAUCCUAAUGCCACCAUUUGCUUUGGUACAGACUGCCUGGUGCCCCCCAGUGACUUCAACGCCACGCUGAGUUUGGUGUUGAGCACGGUGCUCACCAUCAUGCUGGCUAUGGUGAUGUUCGCCAUGGGCUGCACCGUGGAUGUCAGAAAGCUAUGGGGCCACAUCAGGAGGCCCUGGGGAAUCUUCAUUGGUUUCCUCUGUCAAUUUGGGAUCAUGCCAUUCCUCGCCUUUGCCCUGUCGCUGGCCUUCAACGUGCUUCCCGUGCAGGCGGUCGUCAUCAUCAUCAUGGGCUGCUGUCCCGGAGGCUCCAGCUCUAAUAUUAUCUGUUACUGGUUGGAUGGAGACAUGGACCUGAGUAUCAGUAUGACAGCCUGCUCUUCCAUCCUCGCGUUGGGUAUGAUGCCCCUCUGUCUGCUCAUCUACACCACUGCCUGGACCUCUGCUGACACCAUCGAGAUCCCAUACGACAGCAUAGGUAUCACCCUCGUGGCCCUCCUCGUCCCAGUUACGCUGGGAAUCUACGUCAAACAUAAGAGGCCCAAGAUAGCAAAGAAGAUCCUCAGCGUCGGGUCCAUUGUGGGCUUUGUCCUCAUCGUCAUCAUUGCGGUGAUUGGAGGCGUUCUCUAUCAGUCCUCCUGGGUCAUCGCUCCCUCCCUCUGGAUCAUUGGAACCAUCUACCCUUUCAUUGGCUUUGCCUUGGGUUUUUUCCUGGCUCGAUUCGUGGGUCAGCCUUGGUACAGAUGUCGCACCAUCGCACUGGAGACAGGCUUCCAGAAUGCGCAGCUGUGCAGCACCAUCGUCCAGCUGUCCUUCUCCCCUGCCGAGCUGGAGAUCAUGUUCUCCUUCCCGCUCAUCUACAGCAUCUUCCAGCUGGUUGUGGCACUCAUAUCUGUGGGAGGCUACCAGGGGUACAAAAGGUUGUUUGGCCGUGGUUCAUCUGACAAGGACAGCGAGUCUCCGAAGGUGGAGGCUGGGGAUACUGGAACGACAAACGAUAGGGGGGAGUAUGCCGUGGAAAACGAAAGCUUUCAGUGCGAUGAGAAUGGCAACACAGAGGAGAAGGGUAAGGGCACGACAACCCAGCUUUGAGACCCCUGCCUCACAAGCUAGGGGCGUCACACUAUCAGCAUCAACAGCGUAAGGAACCAGAGCAACCCCUCUGCUGCUGACAAUCUGAUUCAUCCAUAAACACACUGGGCCGGAGGUGUGUACACGUCCUGCAGUUACUCUGCAUGAGAGGACAGUUGCUGUCAAGCUGCACCUUGUGUGUGUGUGUGUGUGUGUGUGUGUGUGUGUGUGUGUGUGUGUGCGUGCGUGUGUGUGUGUGUGUGUGUGGCAAACUAGCAAGUAGGAGCCUGUCUUGGUUUGUGAGUUCUGUGCCAUCAUACCAUACCUCAGACGCUGGGAAAUCAUUUCAUAUAAAGACAGGAAAUAGACCACAUUUUGCAGCACAAGAAUCUGAAGUACAGUUUUGUGAAAUUCUUAAUGUUUCUACAAACGUUCCCUGUUCUUCCACUGAUAAGCUCACGCUUCACUAUUUUUACCUGAACUCACAAAACCCGUUAUUUUAACAUGUGUGUCCGACCCAUACUGAUACCUUCACUAAUUUAUUAGUCUACUGUUUUGGACACAACUAACACAGUGUAUAUAGGUUGUGUGUUUUAACCCAUUUAUAAGCCUUUUUCAUUGUAAUAGACUUCUUGUAUGCCUCCUCAGCAUAAUUGCGUUACAUAGAAGGGCAGUCUUUAUCUGUAGCAAGACUGAAGAUGAAGUCAUUGCCUCUUUACAAAUGACCUUUCAGCCCAUCUAAGGGUUGCAUUUUUGGGGAGUUUUCAUGAUGAUGACACAAUGCUUCACAUGGUAAUGUCUCUCUCUAUUCAACAGUAUGUGUUCGAAAUAACCCUGUAAAAUAUAUGUGUGAAUUGAUAACUUACACUAUUGUACUUUUGUUGUAAUGAUUCAUAUUUUGAUGUGUACAUGAGUAUCAGUAGCAAAUACAAUAAACUGCU
Molecule: messenger RNA, 2188 nt
Organism: Lampris incognitus (smalleye Pacific opah)
Lineage: Eukaryota; Metazoa; Chordata; Actinopteri; Lampriformes; Lampridae
Gene: slc10a2
Product: solute carrier family 10 member 2
Exons: 6
Coding region: 153-1268 (371 amino acids)
Biological process (GO): bile acid and bile salt transport
Cellular component (GO): apical plasma membrane
Molecular function (GO): bile acid:sodium symporter activity
Source: RefSeq, a predicted model, not a curated record